Eurytemora carolleeae is the source of this 754-nucleotide messenger RNA. RefSeq lists its product as uncharacterized. Bases 197 to 754 code for a protein of 185 amino acids. Lineage: Eukaryota; Metazoa; Arthropoda; Copepoda; Calanoida; Temoridae. The transcript is spliced from 6 exons. The record is from RefSeq and is a predicted model, not a curated record.
AAGUUUUCAACUUUUCAAGAUCAGACCAGUAUUGUCUUGACUGUGGUAGACUUAAAGCAUUGUUCAUAGUUAUAAAUGAUUGAAAAUAAUACCCUAAUCUAAACUCAAGAUAUAAAAGAGUGAGCCGUGAAUUGAGUAUAAACAAAAGGAUAAUCUGGAUCAGAUGUUUUGCAAAAUUUAAAGAAUUUGAGUGAAAAUGCGAUCUUUAUUUCUGACCACUCUACACACAGUAGUUGUUGCAGGGGUGGUUGGUAUACCCUGUACACAAGACCAGCAUACAAGGAUGCAGGAACAGUUCUCAGAUUGUAGAUCAAACUUUACUCAUCAGAUUCAUAAUGAUGGGAAGAAAGGGAAAGGGGAAUUAUUGUGCACUGUUCUGGAUGGAAUAGUUAAUAUUUGCUCUAAAAACUGGAAGCAGUGCCAUUCGCAACAAGAAAUUAAUAGUAUGAAGGAUAUGCAUACUGAUGCCUUUUUAAAGCACUGGGGGGAGGAUUCAAGUCUAGAUCUUUGUUCUAUAGUUAAACGCUUCAGGCUUUCCCAACGUAUAGCUGAAUCUGAGGAAGCUGUUGCAAGCUGCUCUGAUGAGGAUUCAAGAAGCUCCAUGUCAAACUUUCAAAGCUGCUCACAUAGGAUCAGCUCCACAGUCUACAGCUCCAUACUGGAGCUAGAAGAAGAAAAAGGGGUUGUUUCUGAACUCUGCAGCGGGUUGGAUAAAAUAGCUCUUGAAUGCCCCGUACAUCUAAUUAUUGAUUAG